Hippopotamus amphibius kiboko is the source of this 8469-nucleotide messenger RNA. It is a transcript of the gene ZMYM2, whose product is annotated as zinc finger MYM-type containing 2. Lineage: Eukaryota; Metazoa; Chordata; Mammalia; Artiodactyla; Hippopotamidae. The transcript is spliced from 25 exons. Gene Ontology annotation, molecular function: zinc ion binding. The record is from RefSeq and is a predicted model, not a curated record. The coding region runs from base 10 to 4641 and encodes 1543 amino acids.
CCGCGGGCGAUGGGGCGGCGCUCGCGCCCUCCCGGCGGCGGCGCGAGGACCCCAAGUUUGGGGGCGAGGGCGCGGGCCCCCCGCGCCGGUCCCCUCCUCGGCCUCCCCGGCCCCGGCGCGCGCGCGGCUCGGCUCCGCACGUAUUGUUUGGCUGGGUCUCUAAUGGCGGACGCGGAGGCAACGCUGCCGGUCGUCGACUGCGGGGGGGCAAGUCUCGGGCCCGGGGCAGGAGCUGGGGGCCAGCGCGGGGGGCUUCCGCUCCGUGGCGACGCGAGCCGCCCCCUGCCCCCGCGUGGGUGCGGGCGCGCCGGGCACGGCGCCGGGUGGGCCGAUUCCGGGGACAGGAUUCCCCGCUGGCGUCGAGGCUGCGCUCGCCCUUCCCCCUCCCGCUCCCGGAGCAGGCCUGCUGCCCUCCGCCUCUUCCCUCCAGGGACCAGGAGUCGCCUUCAUCCCUACCUGGUGCAUCUUUGGCAGGACCUGAGGCGGAAAACACCCCCAUUGUUCUCUGGCAUGGACACAGGUUCAGCGGGAGGAUUAGAACUCACUGAUCAGACUCCAGUUUUGUUGGGGAGGACGGCCAUGGCAGCUAGCCUCACGGACGUGGGAAAUUCAUUUAGUGGGCCACCUAACCCUUUAGUGAAUAGAUCUAAUAAGUUUCAGAACUCAUCAGUGGAAGAUGACGAUGAUGUUGUGUUUAUUGAACCUGUACAACCUCCCCCACCUUCUGCACCAGUGGUAGCUGAUCAGAGAACCAUAACAUUUACAUCAUCAAAAAAUGAGGAGCUACAAGGAAAUGAUUCCAAAAUUCUUCCUUCCUCAAAAGAAUUGGCUUCUCAGAAGGGGAGUGUGAGUGAGACAAUUGUCAUUGAUGAUGAAGAGGACAUGGAAACAAAUCAAGGGCAAGAGAAAAAUUCCUCUAGUUUUAUUGAACGGAGACCAGCUGAGUCUAAAACCAGAACCAAUGAUGUGGAUUUCUCCACUCCCAGUUUUUCAAGAAGUAAGGUAAAUGCAGGAAUGGGUAAUAGUGGUAUCACCACAGAACCAGACUCUGAAAUUCAGAUUGCUAACGUUACGACCUUAGAAACAGGUGUCAGCUCUGUGAGUGAUGGCCAAUUAGAAAAUCCCGACGGGCGAGAUAUGCACCUAAUGAUCACACACGUGACAUCCCUGCAGAAUACCAGCUUGGGAGAUGUCUCUAACGGACUGCAGUCGAGUAGCUUUGGUGUUAAUAUGCAAACAUACACCCCGUCUUUAACUUCACAGACCAAGACUGCAGUAGGACCUUUUAACCCUGGUAGGAUGAAUGUGGCAGGAGACGUAUUUCAGAAUGGAGAGUCUGCAGCUCAUCACAAUCCUGAUUCUUGGAUCUCCCAGUCAGCAUCCUUUCCCCGAAAUCAGAAACAGCCAGGGGUGGAUUCUUUGUCGCCAGUGGCCUCACUUCCUAAACAGAUUUUCCAGCCUUCCGCCCAGCAGCAACCCACUAAGCCAGUUAAAGUCACCUGCGCAAACUGCAAGAAGCCUCUGCAGAAGGGCCAGACGGCAUAUCAGCGAAAAGGAUCCGCUCACCUCUUCUGUUCUACCACCUGCCUCUCUUCCUUCUCUCACAAGCCUGCUCCAAAGAAACUUUGUGUUAUGUGUAAAAAAGAUAUAACUACAAUGAAAGGAACCAUUGUUGCUCAAGUGGAUUCGAGCGAAUCCUUCCAGGAAUUCUGUAGUACAUCUUGUCUGUCUCUCUAUGAAGACAAGCAGAAUCCUACUAAAGGAGCGCUAAAUAAGUCCAGAUGUACAAUUUGUGGUAAACUAACAGAGAUUCGCCAUGAAGUUAGCUUUAAAAAUAUGACUCAUAAGCUGUGCAGUGACCACUGCUUUAAUAGAUACAGAAUGGCCAAUGGUCUGAUAAUGAAUUGCUGUGAGCAGUGUGGGGAGUACCUGCCCAGCAAAGGUGCUGGAAACAAUGUCCUGGUCAUUGAAGGUCAGCAGAAGAGAUUUUGCUGCCAAAGUUGUGUCAGUGAAUACAAGCAGGUAGGUAGCCAUCCAAGCUUUCUGAAGGAGGUUCGAGAUCACAUGCAGGACUCUUUCUUAAUGCAGCCUGAGAAAUAUGGAAAACUGACCACUUGCACUGGGUGCCGCGCGCAGUGCCGGUUUUUUGACAUGACUCAGUGCAUAGGCCCUAACGGGUACAUGGAGCCCUACUGCUCGACCGCUUGCAUGAACAGCCACAAGACGAAGCAUGCAAAAUCCCAAAGUUUGGGAAUUAUUUGCCAUUUUUGUAAGCGAAACUCUUUACCUCAGUAUCAGGCCACAAUGCCUGAUGGAAAGCUAUAUAACUUUUGCAAUUCCAGUUGUGUGGCUAAAUUCCAGGCUCUGAGCAUGCAGUCAUCUCCCAACGGCCAGUUUGUAGCUCCAAGUGAUAUUCAGUUGAAGUGCAACUAUUGCAAAAAUUCCUUUUGUUCAAAGCCAGAAAUCCUGGAAUGGGAGAACAAAGUGCAUCAGUUCUGCAGCAAAACUUGUUCAGAUGACUAUAAGAAGCUGCAUUGCAUAGUUACAUAUUGCGAAUACUGUCAAGAGGAGAAGACUCUUCAUGAAACAGUAAAUUUCUCUGGCGUUAAGAGACCUUUCUGUAGUGAAGGCUGCAAACUGUUGUACAAACAGGAUUUUGCAAGGCGUUUAGGAUUGAGGUGUGUGACUUGCAACUACUGCUCUCAGCUGUGUAAGAAGGGGGCGACCAAGGAGCUGGACGGUGUGGUGAGGGACUUCUGCAGCGAGGACUGCUGCCGGCGCUUCCAGGACUGGUACUACAAGGCCGCGCGGUGUGACUGCUGUAAAUCUCAGGGGACCCUGAGGGAGCGAGUGCAGUGGCGAGGGGAGAUGAAGCACUUCUGCGACCAACACUGCUUGCUGCGCUUCUACUGCCAGCAGAAUGAGCCCAACAUGACGACCCAGAAGGGGCCUGAGAAUUUGCAUUAUGAUCAGGGUUGUCAGACGUCCCGAACCAAAAUGAUGGGCUCAGCACCUCCCCCUUCUCCAACCCCCAGCAAGGAGAUGAAGAACAAGGCGGUUCUGUGCAAACCUUUGACCAUGACGAAGGCGACUUACUGCAAGCCUCACAUGCAGAGCAAAUCUUGUCAGACAGAUGGCGCGUGGAGGACGGAGUACGUCCCGGUGCCCAUCCCCGUGCCUGUGUACGUCCCGGUGCCCAUGCACAUGUACAGCCAGAGCAUCCCCGUGCCCACGACCGUUCCUGUGCCCGUGCCAGUCCCCGUGUUUCUGCCCGCCCCCUCGGACAGCAGUGAGAAGAUCCCCGAGGCCGCUGAGGAGCUCAAAAGCACGGUUUCUUCAGACCCCCUGGGCACAGAGCUGCUGACGGUGCCGGACGUGGCUGAGGACGAGGGGAAGGCAGAGGGCACCAACAUCCACAGUGUAAUUAUUGAAACGGACAUAAUUGGCUCAGAUCUCUUGAAGAACUCUGACCCAGAGACGCAGUCCAACAUGCCUGAUGUACCAUAUGAACCAGAUUUGGAUAUUGAAAUAGAUUUCCCUAGAGCUGCUGAGGAGCUUGAUAUGGAAAAUGAGUUUUUAUUACCACCUGUUUUUGGAGAAGAAUAUGAGGAACAGCCUAGACCUCGAUCUAAAAAAAAGGGAGCCAAGAGGAAGGCGGUGUCAGGGUACCAGUGUCAUGACGACAGUUCUGACAACUCGGAAUGCAGCUUCCCUUUCAAGUACACGUACGGGGUAAACGCCUGGAAACACUGGGUCAGAACGAGGCAACUUGAUGAAGAUCUUCUGGCAUUAGAGGAGCUAAAAUCUUCUAAAUCGGUAAAGUUAAAAGAGGAUCUGCUCUCUCACACCACGGCUGAGCUUGACUAUGGCUUGGCCCAUUUUGUCAACGAGAUCCGAAGGCCAAAUGGAGAGAAUUAUGCCCCUGACAGCAUCUAUUAUCUUUGCCUUGGGAUUCAGGAGUACUUGUGUGGUAGUAAUCGAAAAGACAACAUAUUUAUUGAUCCAGGAUACCAGACAUUUGAGCAAGAAUUGAAUAAAAUACUCCGAAGUUGGCAACCAAGCAUACUUCCAGAUGGGUCAAUAUUUUCUCGAGUUGAAGAAGAUUAUCUGUGGAGGAUAAAACAGCUAGGAUCACACUCUCCAGUAGCUCUUCUGAAUACCCUGUUCUACUUUAACACUAAGUAUUUUGGCCUGAAAACAGUGGAACAGCACUUAAGGCUUUCCUUUGGCACUGUGUUUAGGCAUUGGAAAAAAAACCCUUUAACAAUGGAAAAUAAGGCGUGUCUUCGAUACCAAGUGUCUUCCUUAUGUGGAACAGAUAAUGAAGAUAAAAUUACUACUGGAAAAAGAAAACAUGAGGAUGAUGAGCCAGUAUUUGAACAAAUUGAAAAUACAGCCAAUCCUUCGAGAUGUCCUGUGAAAAUGUUUGAAUGCUACUUGUCUAAAAGUCCACAGAAUCUUAAUCAGAGAAUGGAUGUUUUUUAUUUGCAACCAGAAUGCUCUAGCUCUACAGACAGCCCUGUCUGGUACACGUCUGCUUCACUGGACCGAAACACCUUGGAAAAUAUGCUUGUACGGGUUCUUUUAGUAAAAGAUAUUUAUGAUAAAGACAAUUAUGAACUGGACGAAGACACAGACUAAAAAGGAACGUUUCAGAAGCAGUCGGGAUAAAACAGCAUUAGAUAGUCAUGCUGCUAGAUCUUUACUAUGGAAAACAUUUCAAGUUUACUCCUUCUGUUUUGAGUUUUGUAGCAGUGUACCCACACUGGGUAUUACCAUGUAAAUAAUCUGUGAGUGAAAGUUGCCAUUAUUCUAUGUAGUGGUUUUAGGAUACUUACAAAUACAUCCAGAUUCUUUUUUUAUUAUUAUUUAUUUGAUUAGGUAUGUUUGUAACUUUUUACAUUACAAACUAUGAGUGAGACCGUGCCAUGUAUCAUUUUCCUCGUAAAGAAACACCCAUGUUGCACAAGUCUGCUGGCGCGAGGCUUCCUGGAAACGGGCUCUUCUGCUGGGUUCUUGAGCAGAUGGUGGUGUGUGGGGAGCACCUGCUAAAAGUUUAGAACGUGCAGUGUCUUUCAGAGUUUUUAAAAUAAACUGUAAACUAAUAGGCUGGGGGUUUUGUUUUGUUUUUUGGGGGGGGUUUUGUUUGUUCGUUUUAUGCUGUAGUUACUGAAGCCUUACAAGGUCCUGUAGAGAGAUACCAUCUUCUGUACCAGAAAUAGACAGGAGAGUGCUGUUGGUACUGGUGCACCGUGACGUGAGGCUGCGCUGGUGAGCAGGACGCUUUGUCCCCGUGUUAAAACCUCAGGGUCCUUUUCUCACUUGUGGCUUUCUGCAUCACCCCAGACGAUAAUAAAUACAUAUAUGUAUACGUACAUAUAUGUGUGUGUGUGUAUACGUGUAUACAUGUGUAUAUGUACAUAUACACACACAUAUAAAGAAUGAUGUUGAUAAGAUGAUCAUGGAGACAUUUUCCUUGUAAAAAUGUCUGAUGAAAAUAUAAAAUUCUGUUUUCUAUGUCAACCCUAAGUAUCCCAAAUCCCCUUCAUUUAUAAGCGUUUGGUGUUUCUCUCCGCAAGGAUACAGGUCGUGUUUCCAUUCCCGGGUGGUACUCCACAGCUUCACCAACUUUAUGAAAAUUCUCGUAUCUGCCCACAAAUAUGACUGAUGCACACGUUGGGUAAAAUUAUGUUUAAAAAUGCCACUCCUGAGACUGUUAUGGAAAGUUGAGCUAGUUUAAAUAACAUAGUACCCGUUUCACUGUGAGGAUUAGCAGUGCAGUGACUCUGAUGGUUCAGAUGAUGGGAGGACAGAGAAAGAGACUGAUGUAUAAAGUGUAUCUUGAAGGAAAUUAAGUUUGAUGUGAGAUUGUUUGGCUUUUACAUUUUAAUUACUUCUUAUAGAAGAUUGCAUUAAAACACUUUGUACUUCUGCAUAGCAAUUUAUCCAUUCAGACCUUUUCUUUUAGAACAAGAAUGUUUACAUAAAAUCCUACCUUCUAAAGACUGAGAAAGUGCCAGCUGCAAUUACCAUGAAGAAAUCCUUUGGCUGACUUCACAGAGCUUGAGUGUGAUCAUAUGGUCUUGUUUCCAGUUCUUGAGUCACCACAGUGAUGUUUGUUAUUACAGUUGUUUGGGGGAAAUUGGGCUAUUUUCCACAGUGGUUAAGCAAUGUCUACACAUCCCUUAAAUUCUUCUCUCUUCCUUGGGAUAAAUGUUAGCAUUCAGAAGAGAUCUUCUCAAUCACAAUUUGGAAAAUUCCACGUGUAAUCAACUGUAUAUUGAAGCAAUAAUUAACAGAAAUAUUUUUGGCAUAAGAAUUAUUUUAUAAUGUUCUAACUUGUUUUAUAAGUUUGAAUAACGUUUCUGUCCCUUAAUUGAUUUUGUAUAUGUGGAUUUGAUAAUCAGACUGACAGUAGCAAAUCGUAUAUCACUUACAUAUAGACGCUCGUUGUCUGCUUAAUGGAGGAGGUAACAUUUAAAAUAUAAAAUACAAACAUUUCCUCAUCCUCACCUUUUUCCAGAACUACUGCUUUAAGCACUUUUCCUAUAAACACAUAUCGCUGAUUAAAGGUGAUUAAUCCUGACCAUCUUUUACUCUCUGAACGGGUGCUAUAUUCCAUUGAGAGCAAUAAAGUCUCCCCGAAUGUCACUUAAUGUAUAUUUCACCAAACACCAUACAUUUCUGCCACGGUCCCACUAUGAAUAGCACCUUGUCUUGCUAUUUUCAUUUCCUUUAUUGUACAUUUUGGCUUUUCUAAACAGAAAUGUCUACAUAGUUUUGAUAUUGAUAUGAUUAAGGAUUUAGAGCUCUUGUCUUUGUUUUGAUUGCAAUCCAAGGAUUGGUUAACUUGACUCUCAGGGGGGAAAAGAAAAUAAUACUAUUUUAUGAGAAUUGUUUGUUCUGUGAAACUUACUUCAUCUAGAGUACGUUUCGUUGGUUGCUGGGUCUCCUUAGUCUUUGUGGUCCCAGGUGACCGCUGAGAGAAGGAUAGUGACAUGAUAGCUUCUUCUUGCAUCUUAGUGAUUUCUGAUGACAGCAUCUUGUAAAUACAGUAUUGUUGCCUUUAGAUGUCUAUUGGAGAUGCUAUAUUUUUCUGUUCUGAAGAUUUUGCCAUUUAAAAUGAAUCAAUGAAAAAGUUUUUAUCCAUAUUGAAAAAUGAAUUUCCCAUGCAAAACUGAAUCUUCAUUACCACUUUUUUUUUUUUUUUUAAAGACUUUUAACUGUAUUGGGUAAUGUAAGAUAUUAAAGGACUUUUCUGGGCAAGAAGCUCAACUCUUCUUUUGGCCAUAAAAGUACUUUUUGUUUAAAUAGUAGUUCACAUUUCUCUUCUGCUACAUGGAGUUGUUACCAGUGAAUUACACACGCUAAGAUAGGGAGAGCGUGUGUGUUGUACCGUGCGUUCAGACGUCUGUCACUGUUUUCUGAGGGGGCUUCCCUCUGUUCUGGGCACCUGUGGUUUGCGACUGGGGUGGUUGCGUGUGCACCGUGUGAAGGGUCGCAAUAACGAAGUGAUAACAUUGCACAUUUUGGGUUCGUACUACUCUCAUUUACACUUUUAUUUUGCCAGUUAUUUCCAACUGAAUUGUUAUACACACAGCACUUAUGUUCUGACUGAACAAUGCCUGUAGGGUCAUCUCCUUGUUCCCCUCAUGAAAGUGUGCAUGAAAAUAUUUUUAAAGAAUAAAUUUCUUUAACUAAAUUAUAAUACUGUUGGAUUUCCCCCUUAGUAAGCCUCUUACUCAUUUUUAGAGAAGUUCUUUGGAUUUUAGUUGUUUCAUUCUACUAGACCAUUGUUAAUGUUGUUUUCCAGAGUUAUGUACUUUUUUGUCACUUGUGGGUAUAUCAUGCUUGAAAAUGAUGCUAGUAACAAAAUCUUAUGAAUUUAGAAGUUGAUGUCCAGAACAGGUUAGUGGUGUCAGCCUGAGUCUGAGAGUAGAAACACUGAAAAUGGUGUCUCAAUUAGUCCUGUUUUCCCCUCUUUACUUAGAAGCUAGAUGUUAGAGGAGUACCCCGAAUUAGUUGCCGUGAACCCUGCCUUAUGUUCUUAACAUCUGUGCAUAUAACAUUCCUAGUUAAUUACUUGAGUUAAAGCAUCCAUGAAUUUAGGCCUUUUGAGAAAAAAGAACCAAAGUGAAACUAAGGUUUAAUCUGUAAAUAAAGUAUGUAUUAGGAAUAGAACCAUAGGGGGUACACAGACCCUGUGGGUGUACUAGCAGAGGUCAUCGUGUGAUUGACUGAAGCAGGUGUAACCCUGACUGAGCCUUUUUUCUCUGCCGUGGUCAGGGGAGAAUAAUUACAGCUCUUUCUGUGGCUUUUUGCUAGGUCCUUUAUUCUACGGGUUUCAGUUUCUUUAUCUGUAAAGUGAAGGCUUUGCCUUGAUUUUUUUUUUUUUUAACUUUUAUUGAGAUACAGUUGACAUACAAUAAACUGCAUAUAUUUAAAGUGAUAUUUGAUAUUUUGAUUUUU